Molecule: messenger RNA, 1052 nt
Organism: Rhagoletis pomonella (apple maggot)
Lineage: Eukaryota; Metazoa; Arthropoda; Insecta; Diptera; Tephritidae
Exons: 6
Coding region: 163-990 (275 amino acids)
Source: RefSeq, a predicted model, not a curated record
ACAAUCAGUAGAUGGCGAUCUCUAGUUUUGCAACAGAUGUUUUUCACUUGCCGAAUAUAAAGUUGACCAGCGAUUCUAGAAGUAUUUUGAGGAAAAUUGAAUUAAAUUAAUAAAUAAAAGGAGAAUUAAAAUCAAGAAACAGUGGAUAAAUUAGCGAGAAAUAUGAAUAAGCACCUUUUUAAAAAAUAUGGAGCGCAAACCCCGAGCACGUCGGCAGCGGCAGUACCGAUAAAAAAGGCAAAAUAUGCGACCGAAAAUAGAAUCCUCUUAGAAAACAGCUCAAGACGCGUUAGUGUGGCCAGUGAAUGCACUAUAGAAUCACGGAGAAUAAGCGUAUCAACAUCGGCCAUACAAACAAAUGAAACCAACCAAGAAGUUUUCCAAGUUGUGUGUUGCAGUCACUGUAACGUGUUUGAAAAACAACUGCAAGCAAUGGAUAAAAAAAUAGAAGUCCUGCACAAUGUGGUGGAAACCCAAAACGCCGCGAUCAUGGAUGCAAUAGCCGGGCAAAAGGUGGCUACAGAGCAACUGGAGCGUCAAGAAGCGCAAAAUACAGCAGUCGUCAAAUACUUUCCGGUAUGCGAUAUACCUGAAAUGCAAGCGUUGGAAUUCAAAAUAACUUCUGCCAACAGAGAUAUUUAUGAGGUUGCUAUUUCAUCCAUUUUAUGCAACAACAUUAAAAAUAUUUCAUCGCUACUAAAAAUAGAGGUAAUCAACCAAUUAAAUGUGGAUGGAUCUCAUGGAAAGGUUGGACUUAAAUCCUUUCCAAACUUUUAUGGUGCACUUGCAGGUGUUAAAAGUUUUUAUUUACAAUUUUACACACAUAUGUACAUGGAAAAUUUUUUUCCACUUUCAGGAGCCAUUGCUAAAAUGCCGUUUAAGGGAUUGACGCCGGAGACACUGUCAGAAACGCACUUAAAUUUGAAAAGGCAAAAUUUUUCAAAAAGGCAUAUCGACAAAAGAAAAAAAAUUCAGAAAACUAAUUUUUAAGUUAAUCAAAUUUAUAAAUUGGAAUUCUUUUAUUAUCCAUCUCAAAGAAGCACAUGCACAAA